AUGAAGCUCCCUUUGGUGUCAGCGGUGCUCUCGAUCGCGAUCGCCGGGAUGGGCCAUUAUGCACUCGCUGCCGUGGUCAUGCCCAUUGCGCGCGGCCCCGAAUACAAUCCAGACAUACGACCCAGGUACCUGUCGACCCGUGCGACCAUUUCCAGCACGCUCUUCAACAACAUUACUCGCGGCUCAUACUACGUCGAGGUCGAGAUUGGAACGCCGCCCCAGUCACAGACUCUCUUCGUUGAUACGGGGAGCAGUGAUGUAUGGCUGCUGGACUCAGACGCCGACUUGUGUUCGAGCCGAAGACUUCAAGCCGCCAAUCGUGGGGGUUGCGGUACCACUUUUACCUCUUCGAUGUCCUCAACGUUCGCAACCGUUCGUGAAGACCAAUUCGAUAUUUCAUACUUAGAUGGGACGGGAGCGAGUGGGGAUUAUGUAUCUGAUACAUUGACCAUUGCUGGAGUGUCCGUCAAGGGUCUUCAGAUGGGGCUUGCCCGCCAGGCGACUAUCGGCUCGGGACUAAUGGGCAUCGGCUAUAGUUUGAAUGAGGCAUCGAACUCUCGUAGACAAGGAGUACCUUUCGUGUACCCCAGCGUCAUUGAUACUAUGCUUAAUCAGAGUUUGAUCACCAGGAGGGCCUAUAGCUUGUAUCUGAACAGCCUCCAGUCUUCGACAGGCUCUAUCAUAUUCGGCGGUCUAGACACCCACAAAUUCUCUGGAGAUCUCCUGGAACUUCCUGUCCUCCCAUCAACAUACCCAAACGGGACUGAAGCCUACUUUGAACUUGUCGUCGUCAUGACCUCUCUCUCCAUAACUGGCCAGCAAGGCAACAUAGCUAAUCUCACCAAGGCCGGCUACAAAGAACCAGUCCUCCUCGACUCAGGAACGACAUUCAGCUACCUCUCGAGCCGCCUAGUUAAGUCCAUCUACAAUAGCAUCGACGCAAUAGACGACUCCAACAACAGCGGCCUUAUCCUCGUAGACUGUACAAUCCUACAAAACUCACCAUCCUUAACGUUCAACUUCGGCUUCGGCACUGCCGCGAGCGGAGUAACCAUCAAAGUCCCCCUCAACGAACUAGUCUUCCCCCUCAACAGCCUCCUCAACCUCACCAAAUCCGAUCUACCUCGGAAUACCCCCUGGCCAUCCACCUGCGCCUUUGGAAUCUACACCACCGGCGAGUCAGAGCCUUCCAUCCUAGGUGAUUCCUUCAUGCGUUCUGCGUACGUUGUAUACGACCUAGAUAGCAAUGUUAUCGCACUCGCUCAAACCAAUUUCAACUCCACGAGUAGCAGUAUUGUGGAGUUCAAGGCGGAUGCUACGGGAAUCCCGAACGUUAGCGGGGUUGCCAAUAGUAAUGCGGAUGUCACGCAGAGUGCCGGGGCGCUUUUGCCGGGCAUCGGGGUGAGGACAAGCUCCAGCACGGCAGCGACGGCGACUGGUACCGGUGCGGGUGCAGAAGCUGUGCGUACGUCGGAUACCAAAAAGAGUGCUGCUGCUGGGUCAGUUCCUGCUUUUGAUGUCAGCACGUUGAUUAUCUUGGGUGUAUCGAGUACUUUCGCGGUGAUGGGGAGUGCAUGGUUUCUUUCGUUAUAA
Molecule: messenger RNA, 1593 nt
Organism: Venustampulla echinocandica
Lineage: Eukaryota; Fungi; Ascomycota; Leotiomycetes; Helotiales; Pleuroascaceae
Product: Acid protease
Exons: 2
Coding region: 1-1593 (530 amino acids)
Biological process (GO): proteolysis
Molecular function (GO): aspartic-type endopeptidase activity
Source: RefSeq, a predicted model, not a curated record